AUGAGGAAAUGCCGGGUUGGGUGGGGCUGGGUGGGGAAAGCUGUGGGCGAUCGGGUGAGCCUGCCUGCUGUGCUCGCCAGUACCAUCAGCACCUGCUGUGUCGCGUAUUCCUUGCCGUUGCGUGUUGCCGGCGUUUGGGAACCUGAGGCAGGAGGAUUGCUGCGAGUUGAGGCCAAGCUUGCCCUAGUCGACAAAGCCUGCCUACUGAGAGAUGCCCACUGCCGGUCAUUUGCAUAUCUUACCCUUAAGGACAGACUACCACAGAUCUUAACCAAGGCUAUUGAUACAUUGCAUCGACAUAGAAGUGAAUUUUUUAAAAAACAUGGACAGGAAGGAGUGGAAGCUGAAAAGAAAGCCAUCUCUCUUCUUUGUAAAUUGCGCAAUGUUACAGAUAAACCGAUUAUCUGCUUGGCGGAUAAAUGGGUUCACACUGACAUAUGGAAUCAAUACCUGGAACAAGAGCAGAGUCUGUUGGAUGAAAGCAAUGGGGUGGAGCCACACUGGUUCUUCUCGCCCUGGUUGUUUGUAGAGUGUUACAUGUAUCGGAGGAUUCAUGAAGCCGUCAUCCGGAGUCCACCAAUCCAUGACUUCGAUGUAUUUAAAGAAAGCAAAGAUGAGAACUUCUUUGAGUCUCAAGAGUCCAUCGAUGCUCUGUGUAUGCACAUGCAGCAGCUGAAACCAGCCAGAGACCUCCGCAAGGACCAGGUGAAGGACGAGCAUUUUAAACUUCUGCAGAUCUCCCACUGGGGGAAUAAGUGUGACUUGUCUCUAUCAGGCGGAAAAAGCAGUUCCCAGAAGACCAAUGUCAUCAACUCUUUGGAAGGCCUAAAGCCAUUCAUUCUGAUUAAGGACACAGAGUCUCUUUGGGCAUUGCUCAGUAAACACAAGAAAGCAGCAAAACCGCGCGUAGUUAGAGUAGACAUCGUUCUGGAUAAUUCUGGCUUUGAACUCAUCACAGAUCUAGUACUCGCUGACUUCUUGUUAUCCUCUGAGUUAGCUACUGAGAUUCAUUUUCACGGAAAAAGUAUCCCAUGGUUUGUGUCUGACGUAACUGUGCGUGACUUUAAUUGGAUACUUGAACAUGUGAGGAGUAGCAGUCAGAAGUCCACGGCCACCUGUGGUGCCGACUGGGAAAACCAUGUUAAAAUGGGCAGAUGGAUUUACCACGAUCAUAUAUUUUGGACUCUGCCUCACCAGUAUUGCGAGAUGCCCCAGGUUACCCCUGACUUGUAUGCUGAACUACAAAAGGCACGCCUCAUUUUAUUCAAGGGGGAUUUGAAUUAUAGGAAGUUGAUGAGUGACAGAAAAUGGGAGUUUACCAUUCCGUUCCAUCAGGCCCUGUGUGGCUUCCACCCGGCACCUCUGUGUAGCAAAAGAACAUUAAAGUGUGGGCUUCAGGUUGGUCUACAGCUGGGUCAGGCUGAGCGGCUCAUGGCUUCUGAUCCCCAUGGGCUGACCACGGGCAAGUAUGUAAUAUUUCAGUUUGAUGGCCCACUUUGACUCUGCUCAGGAAUUCCCGGUUAAUCUCCUCUCGGCCCCAGAAAAACAGUGCAUGGAUCUAGUCCUGACUUUCAGCAGCCUGGGGAGCCCCAUUUUCUCAGCUCCUGUGCUACCUUACACUGUAGAUGAUGC
Messenger RNA from Mesocricetus auratus (golden hamster), 1632 nucleotides. RefSeq names its product damage-control phosphatase ARMT1-like. Lineage: Eukaryota; Metazoa; Chordata; Mammalia; Rodentia; Cricetidae. Gene Ontology annotation, molecular function: phosphatase activity. Gene Ontology annotation, cellular component: cytoplasm; nucleus. The record is from RefSeq and is a predicted model, not a curated record. Gene Ontology annotation, biological process: DNA damage response.